Leguminivora glycinivorella is the source of this 1720-nucleotide messenger RNA. RefSeq names its product facilitated trehalose transporter Tret1-like. Gene Ontology annotation, molecular function: transmembrane transporter activity. The coding region runs from base 91 to 1449 and encodes 452 amino acids. The record is from RefSeq and is a predicted model, not a curated record. The transcript is spliced from 8 exons. NCBI's taxonomy places the organism in Eukaryota, Metazoa, Arthropoda, Insecta, Lepidoptera, Tortricidae. Gene Ontology annotation, biological process: transmembrane transport. Gene Ontology annotation, cellular component: membrane.
CAAGUGUUUGUCGAAACUGCACCAACAGUGUACAAAAAAUAUGACACAUAUUAUGGAAGGCGUGACGUGAAAAGGCAAGCUCUCAUAACAAUGUGCUUAAGCCUCGGAAACGUAAUAGUGGGCUACUCAGUCUGCUGGUCGGCCCCUGUUAUACCGAAACUACUAGACGCAGCACAGACUCCAUUAACUGAAGUUUUAACCGUGGAACAGGCCUCUUGGUUGGCUGCCAUAUUUCAUCUCUUUGUGAUAAUAGGGUCACAAACCGGAGCUUUUCUUUCAAACCUAGUUGGCAGAAAACCCACUCUCAUUUUAUUCGGAGCUAUAUGUCUGUCGAGCCAUAUUAUAAGAGUGUUGGCUAGAGACUUCAAUAUUUUAUUGGCAGGAAGAAUAGUCAAUGGUCUUGGAGUUGGAGGCAUUGCCAGUGGAAACCUGGUCUAUAUCGGAGAGAUCGCAUCAUCAGACCUGAGAGGAAUCAUGCUAACAGUAACCGGGGUGCUUCACACCAUUGGCGGUUUGCUCGUAUUCUCAUUGGGUCCAUACGUGUCUUACGCAGUGGUGGAAUAUACUGCAAUAGCUUUGGGAGUAACACAUAUAGGGGCCUUGUUUUUGAUCGUCGAGACACCUGUGUAUCAUGUAAUUAAAGGCAAUGAAGAGGCUGCAAGAAGUACUUUACACUUUCUCGGACGAAGUAAAGAUGUUGACAAAGAACUUAAAACAAUGAUUGAAAAUGUAAACCGUAUAAACGUAAAAUAUACACAAGUAAAUUCUAAAAACAUGUUAUCAAACUGCAUGUUGCUGGAUAUAUUAAGAAGAAGACGAAAUAGAAGAGCUAUGCUGAUCACAGCUACAUUGUUAACAAUUCAAGAAGGGUCAGGAAUUGCAUGUAUACUGUCUUUCGCUACAACAAUUUUCCGACAAGCAGCAUCUUCAGUUGACGCAGAUGUUGCAACUAUAAUAUUGGGAGUGACGCAAGUUUUUGGUAUACUUUUGGCACCGAUAUUAGUUGAGAGAUAUGGAAGAAAAUCAUUAUUGAUAUUUUCUACGGCUGCUUGUGCUUUGUGGACGGCAUUACUGGGAGCUCACUUCUAUUUGGAGUUAAUACAGCAUCCAAUCCUAUACUCAAUUAGAUGGGUACCAUUGGCUACUUUGAUCUCAUUUUUAAUCUGUUACAAUGCUGGACUUGGCAUUAUCCCCAACGUUCUAGUGGGAGAAAUGUUCAGCCCCAAUGUCCGCAGUACCGGCUCUUCCAUUGCCAUGAGUAUCAGCUGGGUCGCCGCUUUCCUUUCCAGUCUCAGCUUCGGAUACAUCAUCAUGCUUAUUGGCACCUAUAUCUUGUUUAUCAUUUUUGCUUGUCUUAAUAUCAUUGGAUGUAUUUUCACAAUUAAGUUUGUGCCUGAGACUAAGGGUAAGAGUCUUAGUGAAAUAGAAGAAAUGCUGGCUAAGCGAUAGUGUGGUUGUGUUUCGUAAAUAAAUUAUGUAAAUCUAUUUAAAGGUUUUGAAUUAAAUGAUUAUAUUAUAUAAAAAGGAAUACAUUCUCAUUAAAGUAAAGUCUCACUGUGCUUUUAUAUACCUUUAUAAUUUAAGUUUCGCGUAGGUAAAUCUUCAUUUGGCUAUUUUAUUUAAAGGAAUCAACAAGUUUGCUAUUAUGAAUUUAAUGAAACACUUACUUUAAGGUAAUUCAAUAAAGAUUAUGACGUUGAAGCAAAUUCCCAAUUUCUUU